UGAGGAAGAAGAAUGGCCUGAACCUGGGAGGUGGAGCUUGCAGUGAGCCGAGAUCACGCCACUGCACUCCAGCCUGGGCGACAGAAUGAGACUCUGUCUCAAAAAAAAAAAAAAAAAAAAAAAAAAUUGUCUGUGGAUGAUGAAAGGCUUAGAAUAGCCACGGUCAAAGAUGAAAUUGACCAGGCUAUUUGGUUAUUUGUAUGGCAUACAACAGUUUAUCAUAAUAAUUAUGAUAAUGAUAUACUGAUAACAUAUACCGAGACAUAUCAGACUUUUAGGAAUGUCAUACAAUUUUGGAACACAUUAAUAAUACACUUGUCCUUUCGGCCGGAACCGCCAUCUUCCAGUAAUUCACCAAAAUGACAAACACAAAGGGAAAGAGGAGAGGCACCCGAUAUAUGUUCUCUAGGCCUUUUAGAAAACAUGGAGUUGUUCCUUUGGCCACGUAUAUGCGAAUCUAUAAGAAAGGUGAUAUUGUAGACAUCAAGGGUAUGGGUACUGUUCAAAAAGGAAUGCCCCACAAGUGUUACCAUGGCAAAACUGGAAGAGUCUACAAUGUUACCCAGCAUGCUGUUGGCAUUGUUGUAAACAAACAAGUUAAGGGCAAGAUUCUUGCCAAGAGAAUUAAUGUGCGUAUUGAGCACAUUAAGCACUCUAAGAGCCGAGAUAGCUUCCUGAAACGCGUGAAGGAAAAUGAUCAGAAAAAGAAAGAAGCCAAAGAGAAAGGUACCUGGGUUCAACUAAAGCGCCAGCCUGCUCCACCCAGAGAAGCACACUUUGUGAGAACCAAUGGGAAGGAGCCUGAGCUGCUGGAACCUAUUCCCUAUGAAUUCAUGGCAUAAUAGGUGUUAAAAGAAAAAAAAAAUAAAGGACCUCUGGGCUGUAAAAAAAAAAAAA
Messenger RNA from Symphalangus syndactylus (siamang), 897 nucleotides. RefSeq names its product large ribosomal subunit protein eL21. Gene Ontology annotation, cellular component: ribosome. The record is from RefSeq and is a predicted model, not a curated record. Gene Ontology annotation, biological process: translation. NCBI's taxonomy places the organism in Eukaryota, Metazoa, Chordata, Mammalia, Primates, Hylobatidae. Gene Ontology annotation, molecular function: structural constituent of ribosome.